Colletotrichum lupini is the source of this 1923-nucleotide messenger RNA. RefSeq names its product kelch repeat protein. The transcript has 6 exons. The record is from RefSeq and is a predicted model, not a curated record. Gene Ontology annotation, molecular function: protein binding. Bases 1 to 1923 code for a protein of 640 amino acids. Lineage: Eukaryota; Fungi; Ascomycota; Sordariomycetes; Glomerellales; Glomerellaceae.
AUGCUGUUUCGGUACUCCAUGAGAAGUGCCUAUCUGCUUUUGGGGGUUCGAUCCUUCCUCGAAGUUCACACAUGGGAAAUAUCUGAUGUGCCGGACCCGGACCUGUUCCUUCGAAGAGGCCUAUCUAAUGUUGUUGUUAUCGGUAACUUUCUCUACAUCGAUGGCGGAGAGGUCUCUCAGCUCGAUGCCCAAGGAAAACCAUAUACUUCCUUUGAUUACGGAGUCAAACAAACCUAUGGCUCUCACCCAGUCAAUUCUACCCUCUCAAUCGACUUGUCGGAAUCUUGGUCCCCCGCCAACGUUUCAAUCAGGACGAUACCGAAAGAACCAUACGGUAUGGAUAGGCAAGCAUUGUGGGAAAGGGCAGAUAACGACUCAUUCUAUAUAUGGGGAGGACACACCGCCAACACCCUCUACUUGAAGGACGAAUCGCUGUCUACUGGGUCGUGGAAGUUCCAAGCCGAUAGUACUGGUGGUGGCCAGUGGUUGAAAGAGACCCCUGACAACCCCACAGAAUUCACAGAGCUAGUGAGAAGUGAGGACGGAGCAUUGGCCAGUACUCCUCACGGUGGCUUUUGGUUCGGGGGCUGGGCAGGAACUCGAACGAAGGUAAACAUGACUAACGGCGAAGCGGACUUAGCUCCAGCUGGAGCUACUCCAGGUAUGAUUGUUUACGAUUGGAAUACCAAGCUGUGGUCGAAUGAGACGACCGCUUUCAAGGCUGCGUUUCCUCCCUACGGGACAGUGAGAGGUGCAAGAGCACUAUAUGUCCCCGACUUUGGACCAAAUGGCAUAAUCGUGCUCCUCGGUGGCUUCAUGGCGACCUUGGACCCAAUAGUAAGCGGAAGCGAUAGCCUCCAUCAAUGGAUGGAAAUAUCCAACGUUACGUUCAUGGAUCCAGUCUCCAAGAAAUGGUACAGCCAAAUGACUACAGGAUCUGCUCCGACUAGACGACAGUGGUUCUGCCUGGUAGGACUCAGGAGCAAAACUACAUAUGAGAUAUUCUUGUUCGGCGGAACAGCUGGGUUCUCUAACAGAGCAUACAGCGAUGUCUUUGUAUUAAGUCUACCAGGAGUGUGGGUAAUUUGGAAGGAUGGGCUCUCCGAGAUCCGUGGCCGCAAGGGCUUGGUUUGUUCGACUUGGUGGAGUGGACGUGGAAGGACGAUUACAACGCUAGCGCUGGUGCUUAUCGCAGCCAUGAAGAAAUUCAACGCUGGUAUCGAAGUCAAGACUUUCUUCGUGCCGACAGCGAAGUCCACACCCAUCCCCACAGCCAUCCCAACAGUAUUGCCUCCAGCUAUGCCGAGGGCUACAGAAGCCUCGAGUAAUACUAUUGCAGGGGCCGCCAUAGUUGGGAUUAUCUUAGCUGUUCUUGCAUUUCUGGCAAUCAUGUGGAUUGACGGCCAUUCGGAGAGACCAAUCUUCGUACCACCGCCUGUCGAUGAAACGAGCUCAACGACCAACACUAUGGAUGUCCCACUUCAGACAAAGGAACUUGAAGCGGACCCUACUCCUUGUCUAGUAGAACCGAACUCGGACCCAAAGACUGUAACAGAGCUUCCAGUGGCCUCAGCGAUCGAUCACAGUCCUUAUCAAGCCGAGCCGAGCAAGGAUCCGACGCUCAGAACAGAGAUUCCGGUGGCCUCGGUGGCCCCAGUGGUCGACAUUUAUUCUUACUACGAUGACCCGAGUGUGGAACUGAAGGCUAGAACAGAGCUCCCCGUAUCGGCGGCCGAUUAUCUUCCUUGCCCAGCCGAGCUGAAUACGGAUCCAACGGCCAGAACAGAACUUCCUAUGAACCCGAUGGUCGGAAAUAAAUCGAGCCUUCCCGUGGAGCUCGACGCUUUGUAUAGUCCCGCCAAUACUGUAAUCAGGAAUGUCCCAGAUGGAUCAAGGCAUGAUCGCGCCAAGCUUAUCGAAUGA